Molecule: messenger RNA, 999 nt
Organism: Peronospora matthiolae
Lineage: Eukaryota; Oomycota; Peronosporomycetes; Peronosporales; Peronosporaceae
Source: the annotation of a GenBank genome assembly
AUGUUCUCAUCAUCAAAAGAGACAAAGCCUUUGUGUGACUACCUCGGAAUAGAGGAUGCAGUGGACUAUGGUAGCGAUACCAGCGUCCAGGGUGAUACAGGGACAGUGUCCGACUCACCGAUGCCUGAGGCGCAACCUUCGAAUACCUUAAGUCCGUUCUCUGAACGUGGAGAUGCGAGCGUGCCACUGGCGCAGCAUUUAACACCUGGUUCUGAUGAAACUACCAUCACGAACCCGCUCGAUGAGCAACAACAAAUGCUUGUCCAACGAGAAAAAAUCGCUCAGCGUCAUGCACAAAUGGUUACAACCCUCGAGCGCCAACGUGACUAUGUGUUCACUCCACCCAGUGUGGAGGAGCGUCUACGUCAAGCGGUCGGCCAAACAUUGACGACGUGGGUCAUUGGACGUGGGCCUAAGACUCCUCAGGAGGUGAUUACCUUCCAGGCACAUCGUGAGAGGUACCUGGAGCCACACCUAACGACUCAAAGUCAACACAAGACACGCCUUGACAUGCAAGCGCGUGGUGCACCAGUUCCACCGAUCAAGGGUAUACCCAUUCUCUUGUUCGCAGUCGAAACAGUGAGAGAAGAAGACGAUGCCUUCGUUCGCUGGGUGCACCAUGUACGUCGCCUCAGCAACGUUUUUGCUCUAACGGCUAGUGCCCAUGACGCUGAUAUGCGUCUUGAACGCAAGCUUCGGUAUGAUUAUGCCAAGCUUAAGGCCAGAGGCCAAUUGCGCAAGCGCACGCGCUAUGCUUCAGCUACUACGAUAGCCACGAGUGCUGGUCAGUCUGUGACCAACAACCCACCAACCCACACCACUAGUGGUGGGAAACGGCCUUGGUCUCGAGAUGAUCAUGACCACGAUGCUCAAAGCAUCCAAAGAAUAAGGGCAGUCUUGCCGAAGGGGUAUCUCAAACUCCCACGAGUUUUCAGACUCAGGGUACCCUCGCCACUUUACCAGAUGAUGGUAUUGGCCCUGACGACGACGCCGUUGUAG